This is a messenger RNA of Acanthosepion pharaonis, 618 nucleotides long. The record is from the annotation of a GenBank genome assembly. Lineage: Eukaryota; Metazoa; Mollusca; Cephalopoda; Sepiida; Sepiidae.
AUGCUCGGCAACACAUCUGGUGUUGCUGCUGUGUUGAAGAAAAAAGCUCCUCGGAUCAUCGUUACCAAUUGUCCCCUUCAUCGACAUCGUCGAAGUAACUGUCAAAAGUUUCUGUUCACAUCUAUCUAUCUAUCUAUCUAUCUAUCUAUCUAUCUAUCUAUCUAUCUAUCUAUCUAUCUAUCUAUUUCAGUCUGUUCAUUAUCUAUCUAUUUAUUUUUCCAAUUGUUAUCUUAUACCAUUGUCCCUUCAUAUCUAUCUAUCUAUCUAUCUAUCUAUCUAUCUAUCUAUCUAUCUAUCUAUCUGAAUCCGUUUAGAUCUAUCUAUCUAUCUAUAUUCUCGUAUCAAUGUCUCUCUAUAACUGUUCUCAUUUCAAUGUCUAUCUCAUAUGAAUAUCUAUCUAUCUAUCUAUCUAUCUAUCUAUCUAUCUAUCUAUCUAUCUAUCUAUCUAUCUAUGUUAUGAUAUCAAUGUCUAUCUAUCUAUCUAUCUAUCUAUCUAUCUAUCUAAAUUUUUACAAUUGUCAUCUUAUACCUAAUUCUGUUUAUAUCUAUCUAUCUAUCUAUCUAUCUAUCUAUCUAUCUAUCUAUCUAUCUAUCUAUCUAUCACUGUUCUCAUAUUAA